Molecule: messenger RNA, 663 nt
Organism: Penicillium coprophilum
Lineage: Eukaryota; Fungi; Ascomycota; Eurotiomycetes; Eurotiales; Aspergillaceae
Product: LITAF-like zinc ribbon domain-containing protein
Exons: 3
Coding region: 1-663 (220 amino acids)
Molecular function (GO): zinc ion binding
Source: RefSeq, a predicted model, not a curated record
AUGGAACAUAACAAAGAGUCAACUGUGCCCAUUCCUACACCCACGGCCACUGAGCCAGCUACAGAGCCUGCAGUAGGUACAGCUGUACUAAACGCAGUGCCAGUAGACGGAACACCGUCGCCCACAGGACCUGAAACAACUACACCUACCGCAACAAGAGCAGUCCCUGUGUCGGACCCGAUGGCGAUCAUCCCCGCAGAGAGUGGACCUCCUCCACAAUACGAUGACCACAAGCAAGACCCUAUAACGACUCCGGCUCCGGCAGUCACAUUGCCACAAACCAACGAGAAAGGCCCCGUACCUGGUGUACAAGUCCCAGUCGCUCAAAGAGUCAUCUCGCUGGCCCAACUUGGCGAAGACCCCGGACGGAUAUGUUGUCCAUUUUGCUUCCACGAGGUUCAAACCAGAGUGAACAAAGAGAGUACCAGUUCGACAACUCUGGCGGCCGUCGGCUGCUGUCUUUUCGGUGGGAUUUGCUGUGCAUUCCUACCGUACUGCAUGCAAAUGUGUCACGACUCGCACCAUUUCUGCACAAACUGUGGUGUUCAAGUGGCUAUUGUUCCUCACGAUGGCCCGAUACAACAGUUUGGUCCCAACUCCCCUGGGGCAAUUAUCCAAGCACCGGGACGCAUCGAGCCUCCGCAGGCAGUCAUGAAGAACUGA